UGAAACGUGAAUUAGGUGGGGGAAUAUUAUUGAACAACAAAACGUUCGAAUGGAAGGGAUUUAUAUUUUUGUGAAAACUUAAAAAGUUAUAUCAUUUCAAUUUCCUAUUCAAUGUGAACGAAAAAAUGUUUAAUGUUGUGUUGUCACAACUUGCGUCAGUGAGUGUCACUGUCACUAUCAUAUCGCCGAUAAAGUUCUAAAGUUUUAAAGUUUUCAUCAAUGGAAUUUAUGGAAUAGACCUGAUAGAUUAAUAAUAUUUAGGUUAAAGAAAGAACAGCUUAUUGUGGGUUAAAAUGCAUUUAAUUCAUUCGAUAUAACUUUUUUACAUGGCUCACGUUAGUGAAAAUGAAUAUAAAGAUUUAUUCAAUUUUAAAUGAGGAAUUUGUGAUUAUUAACUUUUUAUACAAAUAUGGAUUAUUUUCAAAACUACAUAAUGAUUAUAAGAAAUUCAAUAGUUAAUUACAUAGACAUCGACUACUCGCUGUGGAUAACAUGGUUUUUAGCUCCUUUAAUUGUAACAUUUCUUUUGCCCGGAAUUAUUGCCUUGUUUCUCUAUUUGAGCGCGUUUAUUUUGUAUAUUUACAAGUUACAUUGGAAUACGAUAAAGAGAACUUUGCAAACCGGUGAUAGAUGGGACGCUGCUAGGAAAACCGUUGGGGCACUUUGGGACGCUCACGGCUGGAUUUGGCACGGCUAUGAGGUGACAGGCCUAGAGAAUAUCCCAAAGGAAGGUUCUGCUUUGAUAGUCUAUUAUCACGGAGCAAUCCCCGUAGAUAUUUAUUACUUUAUCGUAAAGGUAAUAUUCGGAAAAAACCGGCUAAUCCACACCGUGGCCGAUCACUUUUUAUUUAAGGUACCAGGGUUCAGUGUCAUUGCAGAAUGCAUGAACGUGGUGCCGGGUACCGUACAAAGUUGUGCGGCCAUAUUAAAAGAAGGCAACCUUCUUGCUAUAUCUCCUGGAGGAGUUUACGAAGCCCAAUUUAGUUCGCACUAUAAUUUAAUGUGGAAAAAACGGCUCGGAUUCGCCAAGGUCGCUUUGGAAGCUAAAGUUCCCAUCAUUCCCAUGUUCACAGAAAAUUUAAGGGAAGCAUUUAGAACGGUGAGUUUCGGACGGAGGAUAUUUCUCAAAUUGUACGCGCUCUUCAAGUUUCCCUUCGCCCCGAUUUACGGAGGAUUUCCCGUCAAAAUGGUGACCCAUUUGGGCAAGCCUAUUCCGUACGAAGAUAAUUUGACUCCUGAAGAGUUACAAUCGAAAGUUGCAUUAGCCAUCGAAGAUUUGGUUAAGAAACAUCAACGUAUACCAGGCAAUAUACUGUACGCUCUCUUAGAAAGAAUACCGGUUUUAAGAAGGCAAUUAAAAAUGAAGAACACCUGACAAUUUUGCUUUCGGAAGUAUUUUUUUAAAUUUAUAUAAAAUUAACCGCUGACAUUCCAAUAGAUGAAUAUCAUUAUUGGUUCUGUAUACACAGUUGGGCAAAAGUCCGGAAUAAAAUUAUUAUCUUUUGAACCAGUAAUUUGAACAAAAAACGCUGAAACAUGUGAAUUGAUUUUAUAUUGGACAGAUUUGUUGCCAAUAAAAUUAUUUCUUUUCUUCAACCCCUUAGCAGCAACCCUACUCAACUUUUUCUAUGGAAAAGGUGUGUGUAGGGUCAUUGAAAAGCCCGUGAAAAAUGCUAAAAAAUGCCCGUAAAUUCCAACGAAUGUUCAUGCUAAGUUGCCUUACCACUUUUAAACGGUAAAUCAAUAAAAUUUGGUAUGCUGACUGUACAGGCUCGCCUGUUUUUAAUAUAAAUUCAUUCAGAAUU
Phyllotreta striolata is the source of this 1805-nucleotide messenger RNA. The record is from the annotation of a GenBank genome assembly. Lineage: Eukaryota; Metazoa; Arthropoda; Insecta; Coleoptera; Chrysomelidae.